This is a messenger RNA of Caenorhabditis auriculariae, 207 nucleotides long. NCBI's taxonomy places the organism in Eukaryota, Metazoa, Nematoda, Chromadorea, Rhabditida, Rhabditidae. The record is from the annotation of a GenBank genome assembly.
AUGAACGGCCAGGAAGGUCCCUUUUAUAGGGCUAGAGACCGCGUAUCUGACCGCGACGUGUAUAUACCGUCAACGCGUAUCGGUUCGCGGGCUCGAGAAACUGUUCGGUUGGCCAAUCGGAUCGAUGACUCUGUCGUCUGGACCUCCGCGAUUUCUUCGCUCUCUCGCCCGCCAUCGCGCAGGCAACCGAGUUGUUUGGAGGUGUGA